Messenger RNA from Thelazia callipaeda (thelaziosis nematode), 1698 nucleotides. The record is from the annotation of a GenBank genome assembly. NCBI's taxonomy places the organism in Eukaryota, Metazoa, Nematoda, Chromadorea, Rhabditida, Thelaziidae.
AUGUCUUGUGAUGAUAACAACGAUUUUUGUGUCAUGAGCGAUCGAUUAGCGAUUGAAAAUCAAAAUUUUUUAAAUCGUUUUCAACAACUUGGUGAACUGCGCUUGCGACUUUUUUACACUGCAGAACACGUAUUACCCGUGGAAUUUUACAAACCGUUACAAAUGAAUCUCAUUAGUUCAUUGACAUUACAACCAUUUUGCGCAUCGCCAGCUGGAAUUCUCGAAUACUUGCCAUCAGUAGAUAUAUUAACGAUAGCACGACCUCUGAUGAAAAUUUUUGUACAGGCUGAAUUGAUAAGGCCAUUGCUUAAAGCUCUUUGCUCAGAUGAUAUCCUCAAGUGCCAAGAUGUGAAUACUUUAUUUCGAAGUCAGUCUUUAGCAACAAAAAUAAUUCAUGAACAGAUGAAAUUUUUUGGACAGCAUUACUUGAUGAUCUCAAUUAAACCUGUGAUAGACAUGAUUUAUUGUGAGCGGAAAUGCUGCGAGAUUGAUCCAAUGAAGUUGAAGGAAGGCGAUAGUUUAGAAUCCAAUAAGCUGAAUUUGAUAGUAUAUGGCGAGAUAGCAUUUUCACGUGUAGUUGAUUCCAGUCAUCGUUGCCCAUUAGUAUUGCGUGAAAUGUUUUCCGAUUUGCGUGAACUUGCAGCGCAUCAUUUUCCUGGUCGUGCUGAUGUUCAACGACUAGUACUUGUCUCAUUCAUUAUUAUGCGUUUUUUCGCUGCUGCUUUAAUGAAUCCAAAAUCAUUUGGACUUAAACGUGAUCAGCCGGAAGGUAUUGUAUGUCGUACAUUGGUCCUUCUGUCUAAAAUACUUCAGCGAUUAUCCAACUGUGUUGUUUCUGCGAAUUUACUUACUGAAAAAGAACCAUGGCUUUCAUCGGUUCUCGAAAGAUUCACAGACGAACAACAUCAGAUUGCAAUGUUGAAAUUUUUAAAUACAAUUUCGAUGGCAGAAAAUGAUAUAGAUGUUAACGAUGGAAAUCUCUCAGUACUUCGUGACGGGUUUUUUAUUGAAAGAAAAAUUCGAAAAAAGCGCAGAAUACUGAGAAAUUUGGUGAAUCAAAAACGAAGAUAUGUGGUACUCACGGAAAAUGAAAUUUGCUGGCAGAAAACAAAAGCAGAUUCUGAACCGAAAGGCCGGAUGUUACUUCAGGAAGUUAGUCAAAUCGAGCCUGUAGUGGAUGCAAAAAAUGUUUUUAGAAUAGCUUCACCAGACUGUGAAAUACAGUUCCAAGCACCAAGUACUGUUGAAAUGAAUGAAUGGAUUGUUCAAAUUCAAAAACAGCGCAAACGACAACUAAUGAUCGCUUUGCGUACUAGUGAAUCAACUGAUGCAUUUGAAAUAGAUGCAGAACGAGAAUUAGAAGCAAUUCAUAUGAUUUUGUAUGAGAAUGCAGAAACUUUGAAACACUGGAAGAAUGCAUUAGAAGGAACAGAAAUUCCAUCUGGACAUCCCUCAAUACCAGCCGCUCUUCGAGAUCAACUUGAAAGAAGUACUGAUCCGGAACAAGCAAAACAGUUAUUCCACAACAGUCUCCAAGAAAUUUUGCACGGUACUUUGAUGAUUGAAAAAUCACACGAUGAAAUUAUCAAUCGAUUCAUAAAACAGAUGCGAUACAGUAAAGGAAAAAGAGAAAUUCCAAGUGUUGAUGAUAAUUAUUUGCUCUUAAAAUCGCGAUUCCGCAAAACUAUUAAUACUUGA